Microplitis demolitor is the source of this 3453-nucleotide messenger RNA. RefSeq lists its product as uncharacterized. Bases 394 to 3042 code for a protein of 882 amino acids. The transcript is spliced from 9 exons. Lineage: Eukaryota; Metazoa; Arthropoda; Insecta; Hymenoptera; Braconidae. The record is from RefSeq and is a predicted model, not a curated record.
UGUUAUUAUUGUAUGUAUACAUAUAUGUGGAGGUAUAUUAAAGAAUAUGGUGUAGGAGAAUAAAAGAGUAAGGUGUAAAGAGUUGUCUUAAGUGUAAGCUUAAAGAAGGCAUGGACAUGGUAGCACAAAUGGUUGGUUGGCAGACUUAAAUCCACAGGUGGGGGCUGCUACCAACACCUGGGAUAUUACUUCCUGUCUCAGAUACUUCAGCUCUUUACUUCAGUAUUUGACAAACGCUUCUUUCACUCGCACGCUCUUCAGAGCGGCCUUUGCUUUUACUCUAGAGCUUUUAAAUUCAUUACUAUUUUUUAAGUGUCAUAAUUAUGGUUAUCGUUUGCUAAAUUUUAUUUUAAAGUGACUGUGUUUUUUUUUUUUUUAAAAAAGUGUUCCAAAAUGAAAACCCAAUUUUACUUUAAUGUUUUUCUUUUUAUUUUGUUUACGAUAAAAGGAAUAAAAUGUACGGGAUGCGGUUAUCCAGGAGCACCAGCACACAGUACAGUAAGAUUUACAGACAAUUCAGAUGAUGUACUUGAUGAAGAAGAUUCAUUGAUAAAAGAUACUGUGUUCCCAACUUCAACUGUCGCUACUUACACAUGUGAACGUGGGUUCGAAUUGUUAGGACCCGCGAGAAGACAGUGUCAGGCCGAUGGAACUUGGACACCUGAAGGCGUACCUUUUUGCGUGUUGAAUGUUGCUGGAGGUAAGGCACCGAUGCAAUCCAGCAGCGCUGAAGGGGGUAUACCUCAAAAAGCCGUUGAUGGUAGCAGCGGUCAAGUGUACAAUCCUCAAACUUGCACGCUUACGAGGUCAGAAACUAAACCUUGGUGGUAUGUUAAUUUACUGGAACCUUACAUGGUGCAAUUGGUACGAUUAGACUUUGGAAAGGCUUGCUGUGACGGUACUUCUGGAACAAUAGUCGUACGCGUCGGUAAUAAUCGCCCGGAUCUUGGUACAAAUCCUAUUUGUAAUAAAUUUUCCGGGCCUCUUGAAGAAGGACAGCCAUUAUUUUUACCAUGCAACCCACCAAUGCCUGGCGCAUUUGUGUCCGUGCAUUUAGAAGCUUCCUCCCAUACGCCGACUCCUGUUCAGUUGUCACUCUGCGAAGCUUUCGUUUAUACUGAUCAGGCUUUGCCGAUAGAAAGGUGUCCGCAAUUCCGCGAUCAGCCGCCGGGAUCCACGGCGACUUAUAAUGGAAAAUGUUACAUAUUUUACAAUCGCCAGCCGAUGCAAUUCCGCGAAGCUCUUGCGUUUUGUCGUGCCCGAGGUGGUACUUUGGUUGACGAGAGCAAUCCAGCUCUCCAGGGUUUCAUAUCAUGGGAACUGUGGCGUCGUCAUCGGAGUGAUACCUCGAGCCAGUACUGGAUGGGCGCAGUACGUGAUUCUAAGGACAAAAGUAUCUGGAGAUGGACCGGAAGUGGUGAAGAAGUAGCAGUGUCGUUCUGGAGUCUGCCUCAAGGGAGUCAGGAAGACUGCGCGCGUUACGAUGGCAGCAGAGGGUGGCUUUGGUCCGACACACCCUGUACCGCACGGCUUAAUUAUAUUUGCCAGCAUCAACCGCGUGCUUGUGGCAGACCCGAGCAACCGCCAAACUCAACGAUGAUUAUCACAAAUCAAAGUGACGAUUCUCCAUCAACGUCAUCCUUAUCUUCAUCAGGAAAUAAUUAUCAAGUUGGCGCAACAGUUGCAUACAGUUGUAAUGCAGGAAGUCUUUUGAUAGGGCCGUCAACUCGUACAUGCUUAGACACUGGAUUUUACAAUGAAUUCCCACCAGUUUGUAAAAGUAUUGAAUGCGGUUUUCCAGCGAGCAUUAAACAUGGAGAGUAUACGCUUAUCAACAAUACCGUGACUUACUUGAGCCAAGUUCUUUAUUCCUGUGAAGAUGGUUACGAAAUGACAGGUCGAGCACGGCUCACGUGUGACAUCGACGAGCGUUGGAACGGACCACCACCGCGAUGCGAGCCCAUUCGCUGUGACCCACCUCCGCUGGUGACUCACAGCACUGUCCAACUCGAUGAAAUGAAUACCGACAAUAAUAAUCUUGAUAAAAAUACUAAUCGCAGUCUAAUUGUGGGCAGCAUUGUCACUUACACCUGCGACAAGGGCUACAAAGUAUCAGGCACCCGACAAAUUUUAUGCUUACCUACCGGAUUGUAUGAUCAUCCCGCCCCGGUUUGCUUGCUCGAGGAAAUUCGCACGACAGUCCGAUCUACAACACGACCGCCUGUUACGCGCGGUAAGCCGUUUUACCCCGCACGAACGCGCACAACAACAGAAUCAUCUUCAACGGAUGCUAAUAUUCCCACUGAGGAUAAAAUUUCUAUUGCUGAAUUGCCGGCUACUGUGCGUGAGGCUGCGGUCAGAAAACCGCCGAUUUCUCUUCACAGACCCGCUUCCUCCUCUUCCUCGUCUUCAUCAUCGUCGCCAGCUCUCAAUAAUAAUAAUAAUGACGACGAUCAUCCGCAAGACAAUGAGAUCUCAGCAAGUGGAGUAGAUAAUGCUCGUGCUAAAAUAGCAUCCGGUGUAUCAGAACCUACGGGUCCAUACCGCGUUGACACUACGACUUACCAAGCAAAACUGAGUCUUGGUGGUAUGAUUGCUCUAGGUGUCGUCGGUUCAAUAAUAAUUGUCUCCGUUAUUGCCACCACCGUAGUAGUUCUUAUGAAGAGGACUCGAGGAGGCGGCAAACAUUACAGACAUCGAGCGUCCCCGGAUUGCAACACCGUAGCAAGUUUUGACAGCAGCUCGUCGGAAAGUCGCGGUGGACUUAACAGAUACUACCGUCAGGCAUGGGAAAACUUGCACGAGGCCACUGGACAGAAAGCCAACCCUCCAUUGAGACGCAAAGACACUCUCGACGAUCCUAAUUACCGCGAUAACUAUCGUGGUAACGAGAACAAUAACACUGGAGGUGAUGAUCCUAGUGCUUUUGCUGGUAACAAGCAUUCUAAUGACAAGAAACGACAUCAUCAUCACCAUCACCAUCACCACGGAUCGACAACGAACUCAGAGUGGCGACAGUCUCAGACUCACCACCGAUAUUAAAUACUUAAUAUUUUAUAUAAAUAAAUACUAUAUAUAAAUAUACUUAAUAAUAUUAAUUAAUGAUUAAUAAAUAAUUAACAUUAUUGUAAAUAAUUUUGAGUUCGUGUUACGGCUCAGGAAUAUUUUAUCCUGAUGGAAAACAUGCCAAAAAAUAAUAUUCUAUUUAUGUUAUUUUCAAAUACUAAUAUAAGAUAAAUUUGCUGAGUUAAAUUUAUGUUUUUUUUUAAAUUUAUAUAUAUUUUAUAUUUUAAAAUUUUAUUUGACACUUUUUUGAGGCCAUAAUGGACACCUUGGCCUCACCUUUGUCGGGAUUAUAAGGAUAGGCUAAUGUGGUCCAUUUGGUGAUAAAUUUCUUUUUUAUUUUAUGACUGACGAAUUUUGAUUGACUACUGAUUGAUAUGCAUAUAUAUA